Capsella rubella is the source of this 677-nucleotide messenger RNA. Its product is annotated as peptide methionine sulfoxide reductase B5. The transcript is spliced from 3 exons. NCBI's taxonomy places the organism in Eukaryota, Viridiplantae, Streptophyta, Magnoliopsida, Brassicales, Brassicaceae. Gene Ontology annotation, biological process: response to oxidative stress; protein repair. Bases 76 to 528 code for a protein of 150 amino acids. Gene Ontology annotation, molecular function: peptide-methionine (R)-S-oxide reductase activity. The record is from RefSeq and is a predicted model, not a curated record.
AUAGAUCACAACAACGUUUACCUUAUCAUCAAGCUUGUGGUUAUUUUUGUGCCUGCUGUAGCAUCCGAGGUGAUCAUGACGACGACGACGACGACGACUCCUGGUUCUUUGGUCAAGAAAACAGAGGAGGAGUGGCGUGCGGUUCUUUCUCCUGAGCAGUUUAAGAUUCUCCGUGAGAGAGGCACUGAAACGCCAGGAACAGGAGAAUACAACAAGUUCUUCGAGGAAGGAAUAUUCUGCUGCGUCGGAUGCAACACUCCUCUUUACAAGUCCUCUGCUAAGUUCAAUGUUGAAUGCGGCUGGGCAGCUUUCUAUGAAGGGUUCCCUGGUGCCAUAAACAGACGCCCUGAUCCAGAUGGGGAAGGAACUGAGAUAACUUGUGCCGCAUGCGAUGGACAUUUAGGUCAUGUUCACAAAGGAGAAGGUUAUGGUACUCCAACUGAUGAACGCCACUGCGUUAACAGCGUUUCCAUCAAAUUUAACCCGGCCAAAUCUUCCUCUGAAACACCACCUGAGGAGACUAGUUGAAUAUUGUACCAUAUCUUCGUUUAUCAGAUUGUGUUUUUAUAUUUCUCUUGUAAAACUAUCAUCAUUGUGCAUAUAUAUGCACUUUGUGUAGUGGAUUUAAUAAGGAUCGAUGCAAGAAAUAAUAAGAAUCAUGAGUUGUUGGCCAGAUA